AUUUAGUGUGGACAGGAGCAGCUGAUGGAGCCGGGGUUCUGCGCUCUGGAGCUGCUGGGAGUGUUUUUCUCUCUGUGCGCCUGCUUGUGUUCCCUCCUGAGCACCAUGAUGACCCGCUGGCUGACUCUCUCCACCGAGCUGCUGCCGUCAGAAAGCUUCGAGCUGGGAUUGUGGAUGACCUGUGUGGUCCAGGAGCUCGGCGUGACCGAGUGCCGCCCGUACGACAGUCUUUUAGGUCUGCCUCCUGAUAUCCGGCUGGCUCGCAUUAUGAUGUGCACUUCUGUGGCAGCCGGUUUGAGUGCACUAGUGUUCGCCGUACCGGGAAUAAAUCUGGUGAACAGCUGCAAGAAGCGCGCUGACAGCAUUGAAGCCAAGCGCACUCUUAAGAUCUUUGGUGGGAUCUUGAGCUUGUCUUCUGGAGUUUUGGGGAUCGUGCCUGUCUCCUAUGUGGCGCAUCUGACCGUGCUGCGGUUCUUCGAUGAGAGCGUGCCCAGCGUAGUUCCUCGCUGGGAGUUUGGAGACGCGCUGUUUUUGGGAUGGACCGCUGGAUGCUUGCAGGUGGUCGCCGGGUUGUUGUUAAUCACGUCUUGCUUUUUUCUGCAAGAUAAAACGAGGGGCUUACAGCAAUCUAUACAUAUGGAGAGAGUCAACGGGACACGAUCUCCACGCAACAGGACAGAAUAUGUGUGAGAAAUGUUGUCCACUAAUCUCUUAUUGAACUUUAUAAUAAUGCAUUGAUUAUUGCAUUGAUGAUUGAGUGCCUCAUAGAAAUCUAAUAUAUUUAAA
Messenger RNA from Danio aesculapii, 786 nucleotides. RefSeq names its product putative claudin-24. The record is from RefSeq and is a predicted model, not a curated record. Gene Ontology annotation, biological process: bicellular tight junction assembly; cell adhesion. Gene Ontology annotation, molecular function: structural molecule activity. NCBI's taxonomy places the organism in Eukaryota, Metazoa, Chordata, Actinopteri, Cypriniformes, Danionidae. The transcript has a single exon. Gene Ontology annotation, cellular component: bicellular tight junction; plasma membrane. Bases 25 to 690 code for a protein of 221 amino acids.